CCAAAAUAGACUCCAGCAUUCGCACUCGCCUCUUUCUUAACACACCUUGGUUGCUUAAAGAGUUCUGAAGGUAUUGGUUUGGCGUAAUCCUUCGUGAUUCAGCGUUUGCGACCGCCGGAGUACCCACCUGGUUACUCUCUGUAAAAAAAAAAGUGAAAUCUCUUUGUUGCUUGAUUUAAGAGUUUUUAGCAUUUCUAUUUAUUUUCUUCAUUAAAAGCUGCAUCUUGCGUGUAUAACGACACGCAUCAGUAUAAUCCGAAAAAAAAAGAAACAUCUGAGUUAGUUCCUCUCUCUGUUUCGCCUGUCUAAAUAACGCGUUACCCCCUUUUUGCAACUCGAGUUUAUUUUUUCGCGUUCAGAAUUGAAUAUGCGUGUCUCGUUUGGUAAAUUCGGUAAGAAGCAAUCACUUUCUGGUUUCGUCUAUCGAGUUCUCUUUGUCCUUGUGUUCGUUUGUGCUUUGACAUGUGCUGAAGCAAAGAAGCAGAAUGAAGAUUCAUUUGCCGUUCGCUUUUAUCGGGAACGCUUGGACCCUCUAGGCUCCUCCGUUUGUUCACUUGCUGCCAGAGCAACAAAUUAUGUCGGUGAGUCAAAGGAUCGGUUGGUUCAUCACGCUUCUGAGUUUUAUGUUGGACAUGCAAAGCCCGUAGUGAGCUCAGCCAAGGCUCGUGUGCGUGAUUUCCACGAGACUCGCACUCUGCCGUUGUGGCACAAGUGCAAGGAAUCUGCUGUAAGAAACUACAAGGUUUAUUUCAGUGAGGAGAAACGUUUUCAGAAAAGCGUUGUACAUAUGUACAACACAGUCUGUCAGUUUUGUCAAAAUUAUCUGUUUCCUCAACUUCUGAAAGCUACACAUGCUGUGGAGUCGGUCACAUUGCGCAUUCUUGAUGUGUUGGCUGAGGUUUGGCGUGUUUAUAUACUGCCUAAGUACCUGGCUAUAAUGCCCGCAGUAAGUAGUGCCGUGCAAAAAAUCACGCAUUGCGUUUCUCACUACGUUAAGGAGCACGGUGUAAAGCUUUUUGCCAAUCCAUCUCGUAUUUUUCGCAAAGUGUUUUCCUUCCGACUUGUCCCACACAUUCAGAAUUGCUGGAGCACAUAUGUAUCGCCUCAGUUGGAACGUAUCUAUUUCAGCAUUGUGUCUCGUCAGGGUCCUGUUUCCUUAUCAAUGACGGGUACGACUACAGCAUUUGCAACGGCUUUAUCAUCUUCAGUCGCAGCUUCUGGAACAGCUCUUGCGGGUGGAUCAGGAAAAGAAAACCCAUUGCUGUCCUCUCCUGUUCCGCUCUCGGUAAAAUCAAUUAAUUCUAUGUCGUAUUCUGAGACAGUGUCUACCGUCAUCUACUCCACAACUACUUCCUCGCCUGCCGCCUCUCGUGUGAAUGAGCUUAUUGGUGACCUUACAGUUAAUUUUGUUUCUUUGGAAACUGAUCUCCAGCAGACUCUGUCUGUUCUUUUGACAGGCAUCCAAACGAAAUUCGAAAAUCUUCACAAACAUUAUUUCUCUGCAUUUGACAGAAGCAAGGAAGCAGCCAACAAACUCAUACAACAUUGCCAUACCCUCGAGUCUGGUGAUGAUAAUGAGAUUGACGUUGAAGUAGUACUUGAGUCAUUGAACGCUCUUGUCAACAAUCAAAUUAUGGAAAUCCAUAAUCAAAGCGCGUCUUUCCGUAAGGAUCUGACUCGCUGUUUUGCCGAGUUGGAAGGCACUAUUGAUGCUCUUGUCAACAAAACAAGCAUCAAGGUCGAACAAAUGUGGAAGGACUCAUUCGUUAACGCUGUUUUUGAUAGUGAAACACAGCAACACACGGUUCGUGCAUUGUUAAAUCACACACUUGAGCGCUUGUCUUCGAUUAAAACAACUCUUCUUAAUGACCAAGUCGCCAAAUUGAAAAAGGAACAGCGCAAUUACGAUUCCCGGUUUACUGUUGUUGUCGCUGACACGAUUAGGGAAUUGUUUAAAGAGCGGACAAAUACACGCAGCUCCAUUCUUGCGAAGCACAAACCAAAGCACACACAUGAUGUUGAGGUGUUGAGUGCACCUGAGGAAAUAAGUGAUGAAAGCUUAAAGAAGGAUAAUUCUGUGCAGCCCGAUGUACAACCGGAGUUGAUGAAUGUCAACAAUGAAGAUGAAAAAGUGACAUCUGAGGAUGCUGAGCUUGACGAUACUUAUCAUUUGUAUCAACGGAAUACCCAAACCGCAUCGGAAGAAUCCGAUGUUGUCAAUACCUCUUCUUCUCAUACCCCCUCGACUACUACUCUUUCUACCAUGAAGCAUAACGGCCUGUAGUGUUUUUGGGAUUGUGUGUUGUAAAAGUUGAAUACCCUUAUUCUAUUUUUUCGUUUUUUUUUUUGCUUUCUUAGCAAAUGCUAAGCAGCGUGCACGAACGAUAGAGCAUGCUGUAUGAAAAAUAAUGCAGGCUGUAUGGAACCAAAUGGAUGUUUGAUCAAUCUAUGGACUUCUUUAUGUGUUUGGAGAAAGAAGAAAAAUUCACUUUCGAAACUCGAGGUUUCGAAUUCUUGCCCGGUCAGAUGUCUUAAAGUGAUACUGGCACAGAAAGCAUCUUGUCGUCAACUGAAACUGGGUGUUUUUGUACUGCGAUCGGCCUGCCGCAGCUUUGAGAGGCUUUAAUCAAUCACUGUUAAUUACUCCUGGUUGCAACGGAGCUUGGUUAGACGGUUUCUCUAAUGUAUAUCUAAAGUUUGUUAUUUCAGUCUAGCAAAAUCCGGUGUUAGGAACAAGCGGUAGAUAGGUUGGAAUUCCGACUAAAGAGCACAUAAAAACUAAAAAAAACAUAUCCUCUUGUGAGAAUGAGGUACGCAUAAAUGGGUUCGCAAUAUUUUUGAUUACGGAAGCUACCUCGCUCUACUGCUUACUUUCUUCAUAUUCCUCUAACUACUAUCGCUCACCUCUCCUGCCACACGGAAGACCCAACACCACAAGUUGAUAAAAUCGCAGAUGACCUUUUGGUGGAAUAUGUACUGGCGAAUCACCUCAACACAUACACCAUAAGGUGGUUUCAUCAGCAAAAGACUGCACGACCAGCGGCUUACUCAGCUC
Schizosaccharomyces japonicus yFS275 is the source of this 3055-nucleotide messenger RNA. RefSeq lists its product as hypothetical. The transcript has a single exon. Bases 368 to 2284 code for a protein of 638 amino acids. Lineage: Eukaryota; Fungi; Ascomycota; Schizosaccharomycetes; Schizosaccharomycetales; Schizosaccharomycetaceae. The record is from RefSeq and is a predicted model, not a curated record.